AUGCUCAACCUUUGCAUGGAGAUUCUUUUUGAGUCUAGCAGAGUGAUGAACAAUCACAAGCCAAGUAAUGUGACUGUAGCAUACGCCUGCGAAGGAAGUACGUUGUACUUGUCCUGUAAACAAGGGGAGCUAAUCCGGGUCCUCCGGGCAAACUAUGGACGUUUCAUUCUGACAAUGUGUAACCAGCAUGGCACAACCUCUGGUUGGAACCUACAGUGUGCCUCAAGGACAUCACAGAGAAUAGUGGCAGAAAGGUGCACAGGGAAAAAUAUAUGCACAAUACCGGCCUCGGCCAGUCAGUAUGUAAGGGAGCCCUGUGAACAAGCCUAUAGAUACCUCCAAGUUGAAUUUGAGUGUUAUGGUCCACCCACUACUACCAGUACAUCAACAACCACUAUAGCCACCACAACACCGAAACCUACCACUCCAACACCUAAACCUGUCACAAAGGAACCCUGGACACCCUCAACAACCACCACGCCUUGGAGAGUAACAACUCAUCCCACCCCUCGUCCCCCUAUUACACAUUCCCCGACUGUUGCCCCUGACUCCAAUGAUGACAACGAAGGGACUCUGCCAAGACUGAAAACCUGUUACGGCAAACAUCAGGAGGGUGUUUGGUGGCCUCCUAUUGAGGAAGGAGAUACUUUUGAACGACCUUGUCCACAGGGUAGAAUCGGUAUGAUGUCUUGGCGGUGUGGGAAAGGAGAGUGGAUUGGAGAACCUGAUCAGUCUAACUGUGUAUCAUCAUGGGUGAAGAAUGUAGAAGAUAUGAUGACACAGAACAGUGAUGCAGAAGAAACUGUGGAAAAGAUGCUACAGAUGACAGAUCGUGGCAAGGCAAUAUGGGUAGGGGACUUGAAGAAAACCGCUAAAACUCUCCUCCCCAACCUCAUUAAGCUUGCAAAAAGACAAACAGGAAAACACUCCAAGAAGCGCAAGAAAGAGACACUGAAAAGGCUAACAAAGAAUAUUGUGAAGACAGGAAGUAACCUGUUGUCACAGGAACACAGCAGCUCUUGGGAGAAACUAAAUGCUGUUGAUCGCUCAGAAGUAGCUACAUCCUUGGUGAAUGGAAUGGAGGAAACAGGCUUUGAAAUAGCCAGCACACUAUAUGUGGAUGAGUCAAUAAUGCAAGCAGAUGAAAACAUAUUGUUUGAAGUGAAUGCUGUAGAUGCGACUAAAAAGUCUGUGAAGUUUCCAUCCAGGAGUGCUGGAGGUGUAUGGGCGGAGGAUGCUGAUCAAGUCACCAUUCCUAUAGACAGCCUCAAACAUGCCCAUCAGGACGGUAUGGUGAAAAUUGUGUUUGUGGUGUAUCAACAUCUCAACGAGUGGAUGGUCAGUGAUCCGACUAACAAGGACACACAGACAGACACUGCAGGUUACAUGUCCGACGGGACAGACACAGGAGUCGAGACUGUGACCAAGGCUCCAAACAUUGUUGGACCUAUCAACUCUAAGAUAUUUUCUGCUUCAGUAAACAAUGACACCAGGAAACCAACACCUUUGGAACAGCCUGUCUUAUUCACUCUGAAACAUUUACAGCCUCAGUCAAACUAUGACCCUGUGUGUAGUUACUGGGAUGUCUACAGCAAUGACCCUGCCCACUGGUCAAGUAAAGGAUGUGAAUCCGUGUCCAGCAACAGCACACACACCACCUGUCAGUGUAAUCACCUUACAAACUUCGCUGUCCUCAUGGACGUCACUGGAACCAAGUUGUCCCCAGAACACCAGGUGUCACUCCGAGCAAUCACAUUUUUCGGCUGUAUCAUCUCCAUCUUGUGUCUUUUCUUCAGCUUUUUCACUUUCUGCUUUUUCAAACAGCUUCAGUGUGACAGAAAUACUAUACACAAAAAUCUAGUGUUCUCUCUCAUGUUGGCGGAACUUCUCUUCUUGGUUGGCAUAGGAAUGACUCAAAACCAUAUUGUGUGUGCCAUAAUAGCGGGUGUCCUUCACUACCUUUUCCUGUGUGCAUUUGGCUGGAUGUGUCUAGAGGGAGUCCAGCUUUAUGUUAUGCUCAUAGAAGUAUUUGAACCUGGUCGUUCUCGCAGCAAGAUCUACUAUUUAUGUGGAUAUGUGAUCCCAGCAAUUGUGGUGGGCGUGGCUGCAGGAAUCCAGCCUUCAGGAUACGGCACAGACACUCAUUGCUGGCUACGUACAGACAAUGGAUUUAUCUGGAGUUUUGUGGGCCCAGUAGCUGCUGUGAUCAUAAUAAAUAUUGUCAUGCUGAGUAUAGCUGUGUACAUGAUGUGUAAACAUGCUAAUACUCUCGCCUCUGCCCUUCGCACGAAGGAAAAGUCACGUCUACAGAAAAUCAGGGCUUGGCUGAAGGGUGCAGCCGUCCUGGUGGUGUUGCUGGGACUGACCUGGGCGUUUGGAAUCCUUUACAUCAACAAAGAGUCCGUUGUCAUGGCGUACAUCUUCACAAUACUGAAUAGUCUCCAAGGACUCUUCAUCUUUAUCUUCCAUUGUCUUCUCAAUGAGAAGGUGAAGAAAGAGUACAAGAAACUGGCAUACCGCUCAACAUGGCUGCCAAGCUGUCUGAGAGAUAUGUGUAUCGGCUAUUCUAGCUCAAGCUCUCACAACAACUCAUCUUCAAGUGGAGGGCACUUGCUGAAGUUUUGGAGUGGAAGAAGACGAAGGAAGUCUUCAAAUUCAACACUGACAAGCAGAGGUCACCAAAACAAAAGGAAGAGUGACCCUCGCAGUGACCUUGACAGCUACUCCAGUAGAGAGCAAACCAUCUAUACACAUGGUGGUUCUGGUCGUCAUAGCAACAGGAAGUCAAAUGGUCACUCGAAUGGCCACAUCCCCCACCACCGAGACAUGGAUGGCAUUGCAGGGGACCUCUCUGUGGCAGACUGCUCUGUAAUUGACAGUGAAUAUGUUUCAGAAUAUUGUCACAACAACCUACAGGUUUCUAGGGAAACCCAUCGCUACUCUUCAGCAUCUGAAGAAACUGAUCACAUGAUCACUGAGGAACCAAUAGAAAAAGACAGACUUUCAGCUUUAUCUACUGAUUCUGCACUGAAGUAUAACUCUGAGUUUGCUUCAUCUGCAGAUGGUAUUGAUGGGGACUACAUGGAACCUAAUCACUACUCUGAGCCAAAUCACUACACCGAGGUGAUGAGUGUAGAAAAUCCAUACUCUGAAGUGCUUCCUCUAGACGAUGACCCACACAGGGAGAGUCAGUACGAAGACACUCCCUUAAUGCAGUCUAUGUCCGAGGCUGAGCAGAAUUUUAUCAAUGACAUUCUUAGUGGUCAGGCAUCAGACAGUCUGAUGAAGAAACAUUCCAUGGAGGACAUGCGAUCAAGUUCUGAUCGGCUUGAGUAUAGACUUGACCACAGCACGCCCAAUGGAAAAUACAAACAUUCACCUAGUAACAACAACUGUAUCAAUAUCGGUAUGGAUGGAAACCAGGACCAUCUGUGGAGCAGCUAGCCAUCAUAACAAUCAUAAUACAGCAAAGCAUAAUACCAAUGGCUGCAUGGCAUUGUGUACCUACAUUUUCACAGAGAUUAGACCUUAAAAAUUGGUCAACAGACUCAAGAUGAACGAACUUGAAGUUCAUAUGUUUUUGAACUCAUUCCUUGUGGACCUUACCUUUAGUGUAAUCAAGGGAUGUUUCAAAUAAGGUCACAAUUCAUUAACAAGGUGAAUUUCAGUCUGUUACCGAGGGUACAACACAAACAAGGUCACAGAAACUGUUUAAGGUCAUAGCUAUGUGCAGUUGGCGAUACUUUUGUUCACAAUAUUUUAUUUGAAACAAAGACUUUUUUUACAUGUAAAUUAACCUAUUAUUGGAUAAAAAUGUGUCUGUCCCCAUCUU
This is a messenger RNA of Ylistrum balloti, 3832 nucleotides long. Its product is annotated as adhesion G protein-coupled receptor L2-like. Gene Ontology annotation, biological process: cell surface receptor signaling pathway; adenylate cyclase-activating G protein-coupled receptor signaling pathway. NCBI's taxonomy places the organism in Eukaryota, Metazoa, Mollusca, Bivalvia, Pectinida, Pectinidae. The transcript is spliced from 22 exons. The record is from RefSeq and is a predicted model, not a curated record. Gene Ontology annotation, molecular function: G protein-coupled receptor activity; carbohydrate binding. Gene Ontology annotation, cellular component: membrane. The coding region runs from base 1 to 3444 and encodes 1147 amino acids.